UAUACCCUUUAACACGUCAGCGGCUUUUACUCGUUGGUCUGUCACAUCCUUCCACAAGGUCUGUCCUGCUCUUCUCUCACAGGGUGGGAAACGGAUAAACAGCCAAGAUGUCUGAAAAAAAGAUGUCGUCGAGUCGAAAGCAUCAUCUGAAGAGCUUGAUGCUUUCGAUUGCGAAGAGCCUGCUGGAUAAGGAGGUAAAAGAGAGAGAAGAAGAGAGAAUGAGGUACAUGACAGAAAACUGCCCCCCACUCUCAAUGCCUGGGUCUAUGCAGGAAUUACAGGAACUGUGCAGGGAACUCCACCAUAAGAUUGAUACGGUUGAUGAGCAAAGAUAUGACUUGGAAAGCAAAGUGGUGAAGUGUGACAAAGAGAUUGAGGAUUUGAAGAUUAAAGUCCAGGACCUGAAGGGCAAGUUCAAGAAACCGCCUCUGAGGAAAGUGCGUAUGUCUGCUGACGCCAUGCUGCAGGCUCUGCUGGGCUCCAAGCACAAGGUGAACUUGGAUCUGAGAGCCAACCUGAAACAAGUGAAGAAGGAGGUGAAAGAGGAGGAUAAGGACUUGCGUGACGUUGGCGACUGGCGUAAGAAUAUUGAGGACAAGGCCGGCAUGGACGGCAGGAAGAAGAUGUUUGAGUCUGAGGCUUAAGUGGACUAUCAUGGCUGGGUUGCUGUUCGCUUUUCCAGUAGGAGGUCAAAUCGCUGUGCUCUCCAUUUUGACUGUCUCUCUAAUGUCUUAAUUAUUAUCAUGGUCUUGCAUUUGCACAUGGUCAUUUUUGGGUAGAGUGUACAAUAUCUAGAUGGAGCAGGUAAUUCACGUGCGAAAGAGUGCCCUCUUUUUUUUGGCUUACAGAUUCCUCGCCUCUUGCCAUCACAGAGACCAGAGUCACAGCUGCAGCUUUAAACACCUCAGGGCUUUUGAAAAUCACUCAUUAAAAAUUAGUUUUCUAAGAAAUGUAUGUCUGCUUCAAACCCCCUUGUGGAAAUAAACCAUUUUAAGGAAA
This is a messenger RNA of Megalops cyprinoides (Indo-Pacific tarpon), 999 nucleotides long. Its product is annotated as troponin I, fast skeletal muscle-like. Gene Ontology annotation, cellular component: troponin complex. The transcript is spliced from 7 exons. The record is from RefSeq and is a predicted model, not a curated record. Gene Ontology annotation, biological process: muscle contraction. Bases 108 to 644 code for a protein of 178 amino acids. Lineage: Eukaryota; Metazoa; Chordata; Actinopteri; Elopiformes; Megalopidae.